AUGGCACAAUACAGAGGAGACCAGCAGUACAGACAAGAAGUUCGCCAGACUGAUGAACAUGGCAACCCUAUUCAAAAACAUGAGGAGCACGAAACCUUUGUUCAAUCAGACACCGGAGGACAGUAUCAACAUGAAGUUCGUCGUACCGAUGAGCAUGGCACCACUGUUCAGAAAACCGGUGGGAUUAUGGGUGAAUACGGUUCUACCGGCCAAGGAAACCGAGGAACCGGAACCGGUACUUUUGGUACCGGUGGCCACGAAGGUUUGGGUACGAAUAUAGGUCAUGUUGAAGGCCGCACCCGGACAGGGACCGGGACCGGUGGUCACCAAGGGUUGGGUACCAAUAAAGGUCAUGUUGACAGUGGCACUGGGAUGGAAUAUACCCCUGGUGGUCGUUCCAUUGGUCAGACCGGUUCCCAGGGUUUGGGAACCGAGCCUGGCUCCCAUGGUGGGAUCAUGGGAGAUUAUGGUGCUACACGUCAACACCACCAGGGGCUAGGUCAAGGAAACCAAGGGACAGGAACUGGUGGCACUGGGACAGAUUAUAAUACCUCUAGUGGUCGUUCCGUUGGUCAAACUGGUUACCAGGGACUUGGUACUGAGCCAACGACUGGAUCGGAUCAAAACCUACCAGGAGCUACGCGUAUAGGCGGUGCGGGCAUUGGCACCGGAACCAGGGGUACCGGCAAUGGAGGGAUGAGGGACAAGCAUAAAGAGAAGCUGCCGGGACGUCGUGACUAA
This is a messenger RNA of Helianthus annuus (common sunflower), 741 nucleotides long. Its product is annotated as jacalin-related lectin 34-like. The record is from RefSeq and is a predicted model, not a curated record. The transcript has a single exon. The coding region runs from base 1 to 741 and encodes 246 amino acids. NCBI's taxonomy places the organism in Eukaryota, Viridiplantae, Streptophyta, Magnoliopsida, Asterales, Asteraceae.